AUGUCUGACGCCGAUCUCGAAGCCGUCCGGCGACUCCAAGCGGAGCGCAAUGCUGCCGCUGCUGGAAAGAAAGGUUCCGGGGCCUUUGAUUCGUCUAGUCAGCGAACUGACAAUUCAACCAAGGCCUCCCUUACCGAAUCCUUCGAUACCACUUUAUACGAACGGGACGGAGCAGACAAGUUCUCAGGCUACGAUACCUCUAUCGCCGUGACUGGCGAUGAUGAAGAGAUGGAAGACGCGAACGGAGGCCAUAAUCUGGUCGGCCAAUACACUGCAACCCGAAAUCAGAUCGAUGAGAUGGCUCACGGCAAUGGAGUCGAGGAGGAGGACAUCAUGUUGGGCCGUGAGAAGGCUGCACGUAUUGCUGACCGGGAAACUGACUAUCAAAAGCGCCGAUUCGACCGAGGCACUCUGACACCAACGCGCGCGGAUCCUUUUGCCAACGGAAAUGUCGAAGGGGAUGGCCAGACCUACCGUGAGGUCAUGGCCCUUCGCGAACUCGAGAAGGAAGAAGAGCGAGUUCAAAAGCUGCUUGCCGAAAAGCGAGAACGUGGGGAAGAUGUCCCCGAGCACCAGGCUUCUCUCAAGAUGACUGAGGAUGACAAGGAGAGUACCGAAGACGGUGCAGCUGGCAAAAAGCGCAAGAAGCGUUGGGACGUGGCAUCACAACCCAAUGGAGAAGAAGCCAACGAACCCGUUGAAGUGAAGAGCAAGCGGUCUCGGUGGGAUCAAACUCCUGUACCCGGUGCGCCAGAAGAAGCCCCCAAGCGCCGCUCACGAUGGGAUCAAGCGCCUUCUCUUACCGAUGCCACUCCUGUUGGCAACCAAGGUCUUGCUACUCCCAUGCAUCCGUCUCAGGGUGGUGCUAUGCCAUCCAACGGCUUCGGAACUGAUCUUUCUGGUCGAAACACCGCAUGGACAGAUGAAGAACUGGAUAUGAUGCUACCCACAGAGGGCUACAAGAUUUUGGACCCUCCUCCAGGAUAUGAGCCGAUCAGAAACCCCGCCCGCAAGAUGAUGGCCACACCAGCACCUAUGGCAGGCACCGUUGGUGGCUUCAUGAUGCAAGAACCCGAGAGUAUUCGUUCUAUGGGCAAAGAGCUUCCGACUGAUAUUCCCGGCGUGGGUGAUUUGCAAUUCUUCAAGCCUGAGGAUAUGGCCUACUUCGGAAAGCUUAUGGAGGCUGGAGAUGACAGCACCAUGAGUGUGGAGGAGUUGAAAGAGCGAAAGAUUAUGCGAUUGUUGCUCAAGGUCAAGAACGGUACACCACCUAUGCGAAAGACUGCGCUGCGUCAACUUACAGACAAUGCACGAAACUUUGGAGCUGGUGCCUUGUUCAACCAAAUUCUUCCGUUGCUCAUGGAGAAGUCUUUGGAGGACCAAGAACGUCACUUGCUCGUCAAGGUUAUUGAUCGAGUGCUCUACAAACUGGAUGAUUUGGUCCGGCCUUAUGUUCAUAAGAUUCUUGUCGUCAUCGAGCCAUUGCUCAUUGACCAAGACUACUAUGCUCGUGUUGAAGGUCGGGAAAUUAUUUCCAACCUUGCCAAGGCUGCUGGUCUCGCCACUAUGAUUAGUACUAUGCGUCCCGAUAUCGACCAUGUUGAUGAGUAUGUGCGAAAUACUACUGCACGUGCAUUCGCCGUCGUAGCUUCUGCCCUUGGCAUCCCCGCACUGCUCCCAUUCCUCCGCGCCGUCUGUCGCAGCAAGAAGUCCUGGCAGGCCAGGCACACUGGUGUCAAGAUUGUUCAACAGAUUCCCAUUCUAAUGGGCUGCGCUAUUCUACCCCACCUGAAGGGCCUUGUCGAAUGUAUUUCAGACAACCUUAGCGAUGAGCAGGCCAAGGUUAGGACAGUCACCGCCUUGGCUGUUGCUGCUUUGGCUGAAGCUGCGAACCCCUACGGUAUCGAAAGCUUUGACGAUAUUCUGAACCCUCUCUGGACUGGCGCACGCAAGCAGCGUGGAAAGGGUCUAGCCGCUUUCCUGAAGGCUGUUGGAUACAUCAUUCCCCUGAUGGAUGAAGAAUAUAGUAACUACUACUGUUCACAGAUCAUGGAGAUUUUAAUCCGUGAGUUCUCAUCGCCAGACGAAGAGAUGAAGAAGGUGGUUUUGAAGGUGGUAUCCCAGUGUGCUAGCACAGAUGGUGUCACCGCCGGAUAUCUCAAGGAACAUGUCUUGACCGACUUCUUCAAGAGUUUCUGGGUGAGACGCAUGGCCCUUGAUCGCCGAAACUACCGUCAAGUGGUAGAUACCACUGUUGAUCUGGGCCAAAAGGUCGGUGUUGGCGAGAUCCUAGAGCGGGUUGUCAACAACCUGAAGGAUGAAAACGAGUAUUACCGCAAAAUGACUGUGGAGACCAUCGAGAAACUAAUUGCCUCGUUGGGCGCUGCCGAUAUCUCCGAGCGAUUGGAGGAGCGACUUAUCGAUGGUGUUCUUUAUACGUUCCAGGAACAGAGCACCGAGGACAUUGUCAUUCUCAAUGGUUUCGGUACUGUGGUUAACGCCCUUGGCACUCGUUGUAAGCCAUACCUUCCCCAGAUUGUCAGUACUAUUCUCUGGCGCCUGAACAACAAAUCUGCCACCGUUCGACAGCAAGCAGCCGAUCUCAUUUCUCGCAUCGCGAUGGUCAUGAAGCAGUGUGGCGAAGACGCUCUCAUGGGCAAGCUUGGUGUGGUGCUCUACGAAUACCUGGGUGAAGAAUACCCUGAGGUCCUGGGUUCCAUCCUCGGUGCCCUGCGGUCCAUCGUCACUGUGGUCGGUAUCAACCAGAUGCAGCCGCCAAUCCGUGACCUCCUCCCCCGCCUGACACCCAUUCUCCGUAACCGUCAUGAGAAGGUGCAAGAGAAUACCAUCGAUCUGGUUGGUCGUAUCGCCGACCGUGGACCCGAAUCCGUCAACGCUCGUGAAUGGAUGCGAAUUUGCUUCGAGCUGCUGGAUAUGCUCAAGGCUCACAAGAAGGGUAUUCGUCGUGCGGCCAAUAACACCUUCGGUUUCAUCGCCAAGGCCAUUGGUCCCCAAGAUGUUCUUGCUACCCUCCUUAACAACCUUCGAGUGCAAGAGCGUCAGUCUCGUGUUUGUACCGCUGUCGCGAUUGGUAUUGUUGCCGAAACUUGUGCUCCCUUCACAGUGCUUCCCGCCCUGAUGAAUGAGUACCGCGUUCCUGAGCUUAACGUGCAGAAUGGUGUUCUCAAGGCCAUGUCCUUCUUAUUCGAAUACAUUGGCGAGAUGGCCAAAGACUACGUUUAUGCUGUUACUCCCUUGCUUGAGGACGCCCUCGUCGAUCGCGACCAAGUUCACAGACAAACGGCCGCUAGUGUGGUCAAGCAUAUUGCGUUGGGUGUUGUUGGUCUUGGCUGCGAGGAUGCUAUGGUUCACCUUCUCAACCUUGUCUUCCCCAACAUCUUUGAGACGAGCCCUCACGUCAUUGAUCGUAUCAUUGAAGCCAUCGAUGCGAUCCGCAUGGCCGUUGGUUCCGGCACCGUUAUGAAUUACGUCUGGGCUGGAUUAUUCCAUCCUGCUCGCAAGGUUCGCGUGCCAUAUUGGCGAUUGUACAACGAUGCAUAUGUGCAGGCGGCCGAUGCGAUGGUCCCGUACUAUCCCAUCGUGGAGGAUGAUGGCCUGGAUCGACCGGAGUUGUUUAUCAUCGUCUAA
Messenger RNA from Penicillium verhagenii, 3648 nucleotides. RefSeq names its product U2 snRNP complex subunit HSH155. NCBI's taxonomy places the organism in Eukaryota, Fungi, Ascomycota, Eurotiomycetes, Eurotiales, Aspergillaceae. The transcript has 2 exons. Gene Ontology annotation, biological process: spliceosomal complex assembly. The coding region runs from base 1 to 3648 and encodes 1215 amino acids. The record is from RefSeq and is a predicted model, not a curated record. Gene Ontology annotation, molecular function: mRNA binding. Gene Ontology annotation, cellular component: U2-type prespliceosome; catalytic step 2 spliceosome; U2 snRNP.